Messenger RNA from Durusdinium trenchii, 1476 nucleotides. NCBI's taxonomy places the organism in Eukaryota, Dinophyceae, Suessiales, Symbiodiniaceae. The record is from the annotation of a GenBank genome assembly.
AUGCUCAAGUCUCUGGAUCAUCCUCAUAUUGUUCGUGUUUUCGAGGCCUUUGAAAGCACCGAGUCUUUGCAUAUUGUCAUGGAUUAUGCCGAAGGUGGAGAUUUGGCAUCGGUGAUACGGGAGACCUUGGACUCAGAUGCAAUGUUGCCUCAUAUUUGGGUUCAAAUGGCAGCUUUGCAAGUUGCCUCUGCUUUGGACUACAUGCACUCACGUGGGGUCAUCCACUGUGAUCUGAAGCCUGGCAACACCAUGCUGCUGACACCUUUUGUUCUUGCGGAUGCCUUAGCUGGACGAUCCAAGCCGCAUGUCCUCUUGGUUGACUUUGGGUUGGCAGAAAUUUUUGAUGAGCAGGCGGCUCUUGGCGGGCCUGCUACAGUCAAAGGCAGCCCAGCUUACCUCUCACCUGAAGGGUUCGAUGGUAAGCUGACACAAAAGAGUGAUACUUGGGCACUGGGAGUGAUGCUUUUCGAGAUGCUCGUUGGCACCAGGCCAUUCAGAGGGACCAACAACAUAUUUGUCCUCUACUGUCAGGUUGCAAAUACAGAGCCCGCCUUCGACAAAAUACCACCGGCUGCUUGCUCCCUGGUUCGUUCCCUCAUGGACAAGAAUCCGCAGAGUCGAAUGUCGGCCAGACAAUGCUUUGAGCACGAAUGGCUUCAACAAGUGAACACUUCAGCUGAAUAUUCUUCAGUGAACACCAUUUUGCCGAAGAAUCUUGGACGCCACACCAGCUAUUUUCACCGAGCUGUCACCUUCAGCAUGGCUGCGGCGCUGGGUAUGAAAGAGUUGACCGAAGACUAUCAGUUGUUCCAGGCGCUCGAUGCUGACAAGUCGGGCCAACUCGAUCAAGAUGAGCUUCGAUCCCUGGCAAAGGGUCUUCGCCAGGAUUUGAAUGCCUUGAUGGCGUCCAUGGAUCUGGAUCAGGAUGGCCAGAUCUCCUAUACAGAGUUCUUGGGGGCAACCUUAGACUUGGAAGAGGAGCGUGGGGAUCGCUUGAUGCGAUAUGCGUUCAGCACCUUUGAUCACGAUGGGGAUGGCAACAUCAACAUGGAAGAACUCAGGCGUCUUCUUUCAGGUGAUGGAGCUAUGCUUGUGUCAGAUGUGCUUCCUGAUGGCCAUACAGUGGAUGAGGUCAUGGAAGAAGUCUCAGGGGGUGAUGGAGUCAUCUCAUUCUCUAGAUUCAGGUCUUAUUUGAUGCACGUGAAGCAUGGAGGAGAGAGGGAUGCUGGCCGGCCUUUAGGAAAUUGGGUUGCGGGGAACCAGAAUGAAGACGACAUGCAGCAAGGCCAGGGUGAUGAGCAAGUUGCAGCUGAACCACAGGACGCUUCUGACCUAUUGAAUCGUUUGGAUGCAAGCGAAGUGCCAGAGGAGGAGGAAGAGGACCCUGAAGAGAACAGUCUCGCUCGUUUGGCUCUCAGCUUGGUAGAAUUGGCUUGCAGAAGUGCACGUUUGUCGAGUUCUGAUGAUACGGUGUAA